UUGUUGCCCAUGAGCAAAGUUCUCAACCCCAACAAGCGGACCUCUCACUUCCAAUCACUUCCUCUUUCUGCGCUUUUGCAUAAUUUCUUCUGUUUUUGCCGAUGGAUUAUCGAAAUUCGUCAAGCGUAUUAGAUGAUUCUCCAUUCGAAUUCACACUAGCUGAGAUUGUGGAGAUGGAUAAUAUCUUAAAGGACUCUGGAGAUCAAACACUUGGUCAAGAGUUUUUCCAAGAUGUCGCACUUCAUUUCAGUUGCUCUCCGUGGCGCGCUGGAAAAUCUCCCGUCACUGCGGAACAGGUGCAUGGCUGGUUUGAGAAUCGGAAAAUGGAAUUGCUAACUAGUUGUAAAAAAGCUCGGCCUCCACCGCCACCUCCACUUCCACCUCCGCCAUCACCUCCACCUCCGACUCCGCCACCCAAACUUUUGCUUUAUCAUUCGGAGAGUGAUUUUUUAACUGACGCGCCUUCGUCUGAACCACCUGAAUUCAAAGGCAAGGCAACUGAUCUUUCAGAAUUAGCAUUUGAAGCCUUUUCGUCAAGAGACCAUGCCUGGUAUGACGUUGCUUCCUUCCUCAGUUACCGAGUUAAUUGCCAUGGAGAACUAGAUGCUCGAGUUCGAUAUGCUGGCUUUGGAAAGGAUGAGGAUGAGUGGGUUAAUGUUGCUAGAGGAGUGCGUGAUCGGUCCAUACCUUUGGAAUCUUCAGAGUGUUACAGAGUGAAAGUUGGAGAUCUUGUGUUAUGUUACCGGGAAGGACAAGAUCAUGCGCUCUACUUUGAUGCAUAUGUUGUGGAAAUUCAGAGGCGGCUACACGAUAUUGGGGGUUGUCGAUGCAUAUUUGUCGUACGCUAUGACCAUGAUGACUAUGAGGAAAAAGUGCAUUUGGGGAGAUUGUGCUGCAGGCCUUCGGCGUACAAUUCAGACCAAAUUUAAUGUUAUAUAUGGAAAUCCCGAAUCUUCAUCCUUUGAAAUUUAGAAGGCGUUGUCGCUUAGAACUAUUAGUAAUUCUUAUGUAACCUACCUGCCUGGCCACAAAAAGGAUAUAUAUGUUCUCAUUUAGAAGGGUGAACCGGCCAUUGAAACCUGUUUGGAGCCUGGGGCCACUUAAAAAGUGAAGAACAAGAGUGGCCCUGCUUCCUGAAAAUUAAUCAAUCAAGUGGUUCAAUUUUUCAACAUAGAGAACCACAAACUGAAAUCCUGUGGAUCAAAAAUUCAGAGGUACUUGUUUUAUUUUCCUUA
Benincasa hispida (wax gourd) is the source of this 1235-nucleotide messenger RNA. Its product is annotated as protein SAWADEE HOMEODOMAIN HOMOLOG 1-like. The record is from RefSeq and is a predicted model, not a curated record. NCBI's taxonomy places the organism in Eukaryota, Viridiplantae, Streptophyta, Magnoliopsida, Cucurbitales, Cucurbitaceae. Gene Ontology annotation, molecular function: chromatin binding.